Molecule: messenger RNA, 2634 nt
Organism: Candidula unifasciata
Lineage: Eukaryota; Metazoa; Mollusca; Gastropoda; Stylommatophora; Geomitridae
Source: the annotation of a GenBank genome assembly
AUUCAGAGUUUCAAUAAUGGAGCCAUCAAUAAGAUAACUUUGGUUGUUAAAGGUGAUGUCCAUGACACAGCUGGUGAGGUCAAGUCUGCUGUUGUAGAAUAUCUUGAGUGGAUAAAGGACACCAUUGGAUGUGUGGAAUGUUGCAUCAGACAUGUCCUGGCCGUGCCAGGGACUGUAGAACUGUCAUGGGUCCAGUCCCUGCCCUUCUGUGCUGUGCAUGUUCUCAAAGAAGCCUAUGCACACUGCAAGGACAGCACCAGUCUGUAUGGGGAUCUACUGCACCAUGUGGGUAGCCUGCUGGCUGAGUUGUUCAAGAGGACACAUUCUUUGCAAGUGUCUCUUGUGAAGCUGCUGGAGAAACUCUCCAUCACUGGAGCUCAGUUAGAAGACCAUGUUCAUGUUCUGUGUUCAGUGUGCUCCGGUUUGUUUGAGAUCUGUGGCAUCGUAACCUGCUUAGAUGUCAAGCUAGUGAUUGGCUUGUGGAAGGCCAUCAUCAAAUUAUGCAGUCAGCACAUACGUUUGCUGCGGGACCGAUUUGAUGCCUGCCCUCUCAUCAACUCUUUGUGUGAGGAAAUCAGACAAGGCUACCAGUACUUAUUUGAACUCUCUCUUGGGGCAGAUGCACUUUCCUUAUCACAGGGAGAUGACAAGACUUUCAGCAAAUCCUGCAAGAUCCUGGCAUUUCAGAUGAAGGUACUGGUGGCCUUGCUAAGAGAUUUUACAGAUUACCUUGGAAACUGUGAGAAGAAUGUUCUAGACUUACUGCUGGUUUUACACAGGUACUUGCCUCCAAGUCUGUGUGCUAAAGCAUUACCUCCAAAACUAGAGAGUGAAGUUCGAGUGCAGGUUGUCAGCGCUACAGCUCCCAUCUUAGGGCACCUGGUCCAAAACAGGGUGUUCAGAGCUGCUCUUACAUCUUUUGCUGAAGAGAGAAUACCUGAAGACAGACUGCCCCGGUUGUUGGUGCAGCUCAUGUUACUGGACAUGCUACCCAGAUGUGAAGCUGAUGUGAUUGAAUUCUGGUUGUCACCUGUCAACCACAUGAACCCUACACCAACCAGAGGACUUCUUUCUGCCAUAUUUGACUCAGUCCAAGAGUGUGAAGUAGAGAUGCAAAUUCCAGCUAUGUUGCCAGGAGUCAUGGUCGCUGGCAAACCUCAGAGACAGGUGAGCCUGUAUGAGUUCACUACUACACACCUGUGUGGAUUCAUUGGAGCAUGUCCUGCAAAACAUUUCUCUGUUUUGGAACAUACCCUUCUGGAGAAUGUACUAAGGGACAAUGAUCUUUCGUAUGUGAUAGCACUGGACUGCUGGUGUUUUUUGGUUCGAUAUGGGACUGCCGUGACCUGCAGAGACCAGGUUCAGACUCUCAUCCUAGCCUUCAAGCAGCUGAAGAAGAUCAGCCACAAGUUGGCAGACAAGCUCAGCUUUCUGAUUCACAGGCUGGUCAAGUUUAUGUCUCCAGACCAUCAGUCUGCUCUGGUGAAGCAGUUUUCUCCCAGUGAUGAACCCUGUUUAUGGAUAUCACUGGGCACCUCAUGUCUGAAUGACAGUCUCUCAGAAUCUGUCAGGCAUAUUCUGAUAUCCUGGGCCUUGUCUGUUUUACAAACACCAGCAGUUAAAGCACUUGAAGUGUUGAAUACGAGCAGGCUCUUUGCAGACCUAUUGAAGGACCGGCCUUUAUCAGAGUGUAUGUCCCACCCACAGCAGGUCCUGCUAGUUAACAACGUAUGUAACAUAUGGUCAGUGGUCCUGACCUCACCUCAGAUGCCAGGACCUAUCAGGGAGCUUCUGAUAGUCAGGCUUCUGCAGGUGACCACAUAUUUGUUGCCUGACAUGGAGGCAGGAGAUAUUCUCAAGGUUCUGACUAUUGUCCAGUCAUCCGUCAAAACUGCACAAACUUCAGAUGUUGCUGUUGCUGCUGCUGGUUGCCUGCUGUCAUUUGGACAUGUGAGGAUAGCCCCAUUGUUCCAGUCUCAGGUACUGAACAGGCUGUGCCAGCUAUUCAACAGCCUGUUAUCACAUCCGGACCCACUGGUUCAUCACCGGGCAUUGGAAGCAUUUGUUCAGUUUGCCAGUGAGACUAUGUAUGUAGAGGCAGUUGAGGCCUGCCUGCAGGGGAAUGAAGCUCUUCAGAUCAGAGUGGAGCACUUCCAGAACAGAAUCCCUUACCAGUCUUCACAGAAGGAGUUUGUAUUAGUGGACUACUUGAUAAGCCAAAUGAGCCAACCAGCACAGGAGGAGGCAGUUGCUACAACAGGUGUGGGUAGCACAGCAGCAGACGUCAGUGUAGAAGUGGGAGAUGAGGGAAUAACAGUGAGAUCUGCUGAUGCCACCACUGACGUAGCUGUUGAAAGCUGUCAACAAUCUGCCAGUGAGCAUCCUGCCAAACGAGCUAGAUUGUCCACCUCCUCUUCAGAUCUAACAGUGCCAGCAUCUCAGGCUGAAAGCUCUAGACCAGAAACAUACCAAAAGUUCCUGGAAACUUUAUCUACUGUAGCCAGAGACAUGGAACUUGAGUUCAGACAAGCAGGCCCUCCACCUCCAUCUUUUGUUGACGCAGUCAAAGAGGCCCUGACUCGAAUCAGCUUCUGCAUGUCGUCACACAAUAAUUGGUUUGAUAGUUUAUCGUGA